GUCCCCGCUGGGCUUCCGUAGAUGAGGAAAGGCACCUUCCCUCCUCCCGCUACCCCUCCGACAGUUGACGGGCCGACUGUUGAAAAGCGCUUCGUCAGGUGACAGGCGGUUGGCUUCCAGAUGCGCGCGGGCGGAGAGUAGUAGCGCGAGGGAGGGGGCCAAAUGGAUGAGGCGGCAGUUGAGGAACCGCCGCCGCCUCCGCAGCUGAGCGGCGACAGCGGCAAUGUCUCUCAGAGCCACAGCAGCGCCUCCGGCAUCGGGGAGGAGGAGGAAGAAGACGCGGCCGAAGGAGAUGCCUGCGGAGCGGAGCUGCUGCUGGCCGCGGCCGCGGCGGACUACGCCGGGUACCUCCUGCCAUCGCCGCUGGGAGGAGUCGCCCCAACCGGGCAGAUUGAAACCUUAGACAAGAGUCUGGAAGAUUUGCUGACCAGGGUAGAUGAGUUUGUGGGGAUGCUAGACAUGAUUCGAAGUGAUUCCUCUCAAGUAGUAAGUGAAAGUGUGCCUCAUAUUCAUGCAAAGGCAAUGGAAAUGAAGCAACUGUAUAGAAAGAUUGACAAACUGGAGGCCUUUGUAAAAAUGGUUGGAAAGAGUGUGUCAGGGAUGGAAGAACAGAUCACAAAGGCAGAAUCAGACCUUGGAGCGUUUCCAAAUACUUUCAAAAAAUUUCUACACACAAUCAAUGUGCCAUCUUUCCUUAACAAAUCAUCUUCCUCAAGGCAGAAUCAAACAGUUUAUGAACCUCCUGAUCUCUUCAAGACAGAAGACUACUUCCCUUCCCUUGGUGAAGCACAGUAUAUGUGAUUUAGCUUGACAAUGACAUUAUUGAAAAGAGAGUGUUAUCUAAGUGAGUUCAGUGCUGGUCUUAGGUAGUUGCAAUUCUUUGGAAAUUAUGUCCUGCUGCCUCCCAUGUGUCCCAAGGCCUCUUCAAACAUACUUCAGCUUAGUUUUGUAUAGAAUACUGUUUUUUCCAGUCUUCCAACAAGGUGAACUAUACACUCAUGUUUGGCAGCUAACCUUUGCAAGUAACCCAUUUUGAAGGCAAGGAGAUGGGGUUGGGCUGUGAGUCAAGCACACAGUCAUGCCACAUGACUUUUAAGACAUAAGCAAUCCUUCUUAUUUUAUGUGUAGGAAAGAGGAUAAGAGUGUGCAGAAUGGGCUUCCUUAUGACCAGCUCCCUACCAAACACCUUUUUUACCUCUUCAGGCCAGAAAGUGUCAGGGAAGGCAAGUGGGGAAGUUAACACACGAGUUAAUACCUUCCUUUCUUACACUAGCCCCUAAGGAUGCCAUAAACACACACACAUACCUGCCUUUUUUACUUGUCAAUAUUGAAAGACUAGGUAGAAGCAGGUAUACUCUGUGUUCCUUAGAUCUACAGCCCCUUCUUUGGGCCUGAAAUGACUUGUGUGGAGAUGGAAGAGGCCAGGCAAUAGAACUCAUUUUUGUCUUCCUGUGCCCAGGAGUGGAUUGGCAUAUGGGCAACCAGUUGCCAUACUCUCUUAAUAUUUUCUUGGUUAUUCUCAUUUCAGAAAUUGGAAUAAAAAAUGUAUAAAUAC
Molecule: messenger RNA, 1555 nt
Organism: Zootoca vivipara (common lizard)
Lineage: Eukaryota; Metazoa; Chordata; Lepidosauria; Squamata; Lacertidae
Gene: BLOC1S4
Product: biogenesis of lysosomal organelles complex 1 subunit 4
Cellular component (GO): BLOC-1 complex
Source: RefSeq, a predicted model, not a curated record